Molecule: messenger RNA, 137 nt
Organism: Funneliformis mosseae
Lineage: Eukaryota; Fungi; Glomeromycota; Glomeromycetes; Glomerales; Glomeraceae
Source: the annotation of a GenBank genome assembly
AUGGGAAAAGGAUUUGCCCCGCAAUCUUAUCCACUAUCCGUUACAUAUUAUCCAAAAUGUAAAAAUCAAAGGGUACUUACUACAAGGGCCAAUGGAGACCCACUAUCAAGGGUUUAUCUUUGGGUUUUUCUUUCAAA